Messenger RNA from Xenopus tropicalis (tropical clawed frog), 3692 nucleotides. RefSeq names its product solute carrier family 9 member A3 (gene slc9a3). NCBI's taxonomy places the organism in Eukaryota, Metazoa, Chordata, Amphibia, Anura, Pipidae. The record is from RefSeq and is a predicted model, not a curated record. Gene Ontology annotation, cellular component: apical plasma membrane; recycling endosome membrane; membrane. The transcript is spliced from 16 exons. Gene Ontology annotation, molecular function: sodium:proton antiporter activity; antiporter activity. The coding region runs from base 678 to 3122 and encodes 814 amino acids. Gene Ontology annotation, biological process: regulation of pH; transmembrane transport; monoatomic cation transport.
AGGCUGUGGCUCAGCCUCUGGAUUAAGAUCAAACAAGUAUCAGGCUUCAGGUACAUAGCAGAGAGACCCUGCUAUCAGGAGACAGGCAGAAAACCAGCAGUUGCUGGGUCCUUUAGAUUUAAAUAACAUCAUGGGGACCUUGGGAACUUGCUUUUCCAGGGGAAAUGCCAGGUGGGAUUGUGUCAAGUAAACCUCAUUGCCCCCUCCUGUGGAUGCCUAUAUUUAAUAUUUGGUAUAAAAAAGGCACAGUUUGUUAAUGGAAUUAGAGACACAUUGAGAUUAUCCACUCAUAUCGGUUUGCAUACCUGUGGGCACUGUGCAAUUUUAGGGAGGGGGAAGGAGUUCACUACAAGUGAACAGUUUCAUACAGGUGGAUGUGGGCGGAUUUUAACACAAAGCACCACCCAACUUGAACAUAUUAAAAGAGAAGCAGAGACAGGUUGGUAUUGUUACAGAUAGCAUCCUUUGAUUUUUAUCGAUUUAGGUAAUUGACUUUUUUUUUCCCUUUCAACAACUCUACUGUGCAUUAGCAGGAAGAUACAAGGUAUCUUGGGAAUAGUAUAUUACACUUGAUUAACCUUAAAGAACAGAAUGGUGUGAAGAAGAAUGGGUUUAUAAACUUUAAAUAUCCUACUAAAGAAAAAAUAUCAAAAUAUCAAAGAAAAGUUACGCUAAUAAUGGCCCAAGUCAAAAGUGCAGGGCUUGAUGCUGAUGGAGAACAAUCUGGUGGAGGGCAUGGAGACAUACCAACCAGUCUUCAAAUUGUUACUUUUAAGUGGCACCAUGUUCAGGAUCCAUACAUAAUUGCUGUUUGGAUAUUGGUUGCAAGUUUGGCUAAAAUUGUGUUCCAUAUAUCUCACAAAGUGACCACUGUGGUACCUGAAAGCUGCCUUCUCAUAGUUCUUGGCCUUCUUCUGGGUGGUAUAGUGUGGGCUGCAGAUCACAUCGCCUCUUUUACCUUAACACCAACAGUCUUUUUCUUCUACCUACUGCCUCCCAUCGUACUAGAUGCAGGAUACUUCAUGCCAAACAGAUUGUUUUUUGAAAAUCUUGGCACCAUUCUUUUGUAUGCUGUAAUUGGGACAAUAUGGAAUGCAGCAACUACAGGCCUCUCUCUAUAUGGAGUUUACCUGACUGGAAUAAUGGGAUAUUUAGAUAUUGGUGUUUUGGAGUUCCUACUGUUUGGAAGUCUAAUUGCAGCAGUUGACCCAGUGGCCGUCCUUGCAGUAUUUGAAGAAGUCCAUGUCAAUGAUGUCCUGUUUAUCAUUGUUUUUGGAGAAUCUCUUUUGAAUGAUGCUGUUACAGUGGUGCUGUACAAUGUAUUUGAUUCAUUUGUUGCUAUUGGAGGUGCAAAUGUGACUGCUGAAGAUUGUGUAAAAGGCGUUGUGUCAUUUUUUGUAGUAAGCAUCGGUGGAACAUUAAUUGGAAUUGCUUUUGCAUAUAUUCUCAGCUUGGUUACUCGAUUCACCAAACAUGUCAGGAUUAUUGAACCUGGAUUUAUUUUUAUUAUUUCAUAUCUUUCUUAUCUUACUUCAGAGAUGCUUUCACUUUCUGCAAUCCUUGCAAUUACUUUUUGUGGAAUUUUCUGUCAGAAAUAUGUAAAAGCUAACAUAUCAGAACAAUCAGCAACUACUGUGAGAUACACAAUGAAAAUGUUGGCAAGUGGUGCUGAAACAAUUGUCUUCAUGUUUUUGGGAAUAUCAGCUGUUAACCCACAUAUUUGGACAUGGAACACAGCUUUUAUACUUUUAACCUUAGUUUUCAUCUCUGUUUACAGAGUGAUUGGUGUUGUCCUUCAAACGUGGAUUCUUAACCGCUACAGAAUGGUUCAGCUGGAGAUAAUAGAUCAAGUUGUCAUGUCAUAUGGGGGUCUCCGUGGUGCUGUGGCCUUUGCUUUAGUGGCAUUAUUGGAUGAAAACCGAGUUAAAGAAAAGAACUUAUUUGUCAGCACAACUAUAAUUGUUGUAUACUUCACGGUCAUCUUUCAGGGCUUAACAAUUAAGCCAUUGGUGCAAUGGUUAAAAGUGAAAAGAAGCGAGCACCGGGAAAGAAAACUUAAUGAGAAGCUGCACAGCAGAGCGUUUGACCACAUUUGCUCUGCCAUUGAAGAUGUUUCUGGUCAGAUUGGACAUAAUUACAUAAGAGAUAAGAUAUCAAGCUUUGACUCAAAAUAUCUCAGUAAAAUUUUUAUGAGAAAAUCUGCCCAGAAAACACAAGAUCGGAUUCUUAAUGUUUUCCAUGAAUUAAAUAUGAAGGACGCCAUAAGCUAUGUUGCUGAGGGAGAACGGAGAGGCUCACUAGCAUUUAUUCGUUCCUCAAGCACUGAGAAUAUGGCCAAUGUUGAUUUUAGCAGUCCACGACCUUCACUCAGUGAGCCAUCAGUGUCUUACCUAUUGAGGGAAAACAUCAGUGCAGUGUGCCUAGACAUGCAGGCACUGGAGCAAAGAAGAAAAAGUGUUAGAGAUGUAGAAGAUAUUUUAAGCCAUCAUACUCUGCAGCAAUAUCUGUACAAGCCAAGGCGACAGCAAAAGCACCUUUACAGUCGUCAUGAAGUCACAGUGGAUGAGGAUGAAAAACAAGCCAAAGAAAUAUUUCAAAGAACAAUGAAGAAACGUUUAGAAUCAUUCAAGACAACUAAAUUUGGUCGCAAGCAUGUGAAAAAGAUCAAUAAAAACUACAAAAAGGAUUUGGGACAACGUAGAAACAGUACAAUGAAUAUGCUACCCAAUGGAAAUAUUUCAGAUAACAUGAAAGUUCAUGACAUCGAAGCUUAUGAUGAAGAAAAUACUAUGGAGUGUGAUCCUGAAAUGAACAACUGCAUUACUUUUUUUGCAUCUUUAGCAGACAGCAAGGGGCAGAUAGAUACAGGCUUUGGAAUUGAUAACCCAGUAUUUUCAGCAGAUGACGAGGAAGAUAUUUCUUUCAAUUUUGCACCAUGGUUCUCCAAUGAAGAUGCAGUAGCUCCAUCACAAAGGGCCAGAGUAAAAAUACCAUAUUCACCAAGUAAUUUCAGAAGGCUUACUCCACUACGCAUAAGUAAUAAAUCAGUUGAUUCCUUUUUGACAGCAGGUUUUGCAGAAGAGCAACCCAGAUCUUUCCUGCCAGAAUCAACAAAUAUGUAAUAUAUCUAUAGAUUAAAAGAAAACCUUGUCACCCUACAGUAAAGAAUUUGCUAUCUAUUCAUAUUAGGAAGACACUACAAUAAUAAAUAGAGAAGAAAUAUAUUAAGAUGGAUUUUUUAUAUUUACACAUUUGUGAGGGGGUGCGCUGUAGGCCACUUUCCUUUUCUAUUUUAGUUAGCAUGUCCAAAAUGGAAUUAAAUUUUAUUCCAAAUAUAAUCACUUCAACAUAUAUUAUUUAAUUACUCCAUAUAUGUGUGUGCAGAAUCAUUUUAUAAAAUAUUUUGUUAAAUAUUUUGGUGCUAGAGUCCAAUUUACCCUUGCAAUUAGGCAAUGAAUAGGAGAAGGUCUUAAAGGAGAAAGAAAGGCUAAGUCACUUGGGGGUGCCAAAAUGUUAGGCACCCCCAAGUGACUUUAAUUGCAUACCCCGGGCUGGUGCCCCUGUACGGAGAAAACCGCACCAGCCUGGGGUAGCAGCGGUCACUUCCUCCAUCCGGGUUCCCUGCGCGCGCAUGCGCAGUAGAGUUAAAAGCCGAAAUUUAACAGAAAAGUCAGCUUUUAACUCUACUGCGC